AUGACUGCUCUUGGUGACAUAACACGCGUUAGAGAAUUUUUGCGUGUUGCAGCUACGAAAGUCAUCAAACAUUUCCAUCAAUUAGUUUUUGAGGUAGUUGGGGAUAGACAAAAUAGAAAACACCUUCGUGAAUUCACCGGUUUCAAUUUUGCCAUAGACUCUGACAUUUUCGAACAAAAAAUAGACUAUGUUAUGAACACUUUUUCCGAAAAUGAAUUGGUUUCCAUUGCAAAUAUUUUAGAAGUGGACAGUGACGUUGAUAAAGACAGCUUAGUUAGAAAUAUUUGUUGUGUGUUAACCGAUAUAAACUCUUUAGCUCGUUCAUUCGCGGAAAAUACUGAAUUGACUGAUUCGGACGAUGACGAUUUUCAAGACGUAGGAGAAAAAGUCGAAACUAUCACGAAUUCUGCCAAUGCUACAUAUCCUGCCGUAUUUUCUAAUGUCUCCAUUUCGCAAAACGUUGUACCUACGAGUUCGUUCUCUAGUUUAAACAUUCCCGGAGGUCAAAAUGUUCCAAAUUCGAUUUUGAUUCAUAGGUCUAUUCAGCCUCGAGUAUCUAUUCAACCGAUUGCGUGUGAAAAUAUCACAGUACCCUCAUACACAGUACCCUCCUACUCAGUAUCCUCUCACAACAUAACUGCCAACAAUACGACUUAUUCAAAUUUACCGAUGCCACAAUCACAACAGUAUAUUCAGCCUUCACCAUUUUUUGCAAACGCAGCGAUACCGAUGCCUCAAUCUGUUUUUUCAAAUACGACGACGCCAUAUUGUAAUGCUUUUCAGCAAAAUCAGCCUUCUCCAAGUUCUGUUCAACCUCCAGCUUUUGCAAUUAGUUUUCGUGACGUCGAAGAAAUUAAUGCUAAUAAUCUAGAUCUCCAAGCAGGAAGACAAAUGCAAAGACGCAUAAUUAAUAUUUAUCAAUAA
Molecule: messenger RNA, 924 nt
Organism: Ceutorhynchus assimilis (cabbage seed weevil)
Lineage: Eukaryota; Metazoa; Arthropoda; Insecta; Coleoptera; Curculionidae
Source: the annotation of a GenBank genome assembly